Messenger RNA from Mirounga angustirostris (Northern elephant seal), 952 nucleotides. Its product is annotated as UPF0547 protein C16orf87. The record is from RefSeq and is a predicted model, not a curated record. The coding region runs from base 86 to 556 and encodes 156 amino acids. The transcript has a single exon. NCBI's taxonomy places the organism in Eukaryota, Metazoa, Chordata, Mammalia, Carnivora, Phocidae.
AAAAAAAAAGAAAAGAGGGGCCGCUGAGGUACGAGGGGAGGAGCCGCCCCUGCCACCGUCGCCGCCAUCGCCGCUGCUGCUGUAGAUGAGCAUGUCUGCAACUCCAGCCAAGAAAGUGAAGAUGGCCACCAAAUCGUGCCCCGAGUGCGACCAACAGGUUCCUGUUGCAUGUAAAUCGUGUCCUUGUGGUUAUAUAUUUAUUAGCAGAAAACUUUUAAAUGCAAAACACCCAGAGAAAUCACCACCUUCUACAGAAAACAAGCAUGAGGCCAAGAGAAGGCGAACAGAGAGAGUUAGGCAAGAGAAGAUAAAUUCUACAGUAAAUAAGGAUUUAGAAAACAGAAAGAGGUCUCGAAGUAACAGCCAUUCAGAUCCUAUCAGACGAGGAAGAGGAAGACCUAAAACUGCAUCUGCCAAAAAACAUGAGGAAGAAAGAGAGAAACAGGAAAAGGAAAUUGACAUCUAUGCUAACCUCUCUGAUGAAAAGGCUUUCGUGUUCUCAGUCGCCUUGGCAGAAAUAAAUAGAAAAAUUAUCAAUCAAAGACUUAUUCUCUGAUAUUUGUCUGCAAAAUAUGUUGAUACUGUCUUCAAGAUUACAUCAGCAAAUUCUCAAACAGUUGUGGACUCUCAGGAGCAUUCUGACUGCAUCAAUAAGGGCCAUUGAUUGUUUUUUUUCCCCUGUCAUUUAGCCUGUGCCACACUUUGGGAGCAAAGCUGUAGGCUUGGACUGUUCUGGGAUUUCCUUGUUUACCAAGGAGUAUUGUCAGUGUUUUGUGUUUGGGAUGUAAGUAUAUUUACCAAAAACAAAAAAAUAAACAAAAAACAAUGGAUGGCUGUUAAAGGAUAAAGGAAUAGAGAUGGGAGUGGAAGAAUGAAAACUAGGGAAAUAAAAUGCUUGAUAGUUUUCAGGUUUGCCACCAGAGAUGCAAUAUUUUAAGUACUUUGAGAAAGA